Molecule: messenger RNA, 542 nt
Organism: Symbiodinium pilosum
Lineage: Eukaryota; Dinophyceae; Suessiales; Symbiodiniaceae
Source: the annotation of a GenBank genome assembly
AUGGAGUGCAAACCGGAGCUUUAUCCGCUUUGGCACUGUCAUGUGGACGCCGUGGAUCUUGCAGUUUCGUCUUUCCAGUACUACUAUGGAAAGCGGAGAUGCGAUGGAGAAGUCGUGUGGGAGCAGCAAGCACGGGUGCUCAACCCUCUGUUCCCAAGUCCAGUGCAAGAUGACGGCAUUUUCAAGGAAAUGACCAGCCAUUAUUUUACAAGCUGGAUGCCAUCCUUUUUUGGUCAGCAGGGAGACAGUCUGGAGAAGAAGCUCAACGACAAAUUGCUGGAUAAGAUUAAGCCGCUGGAGAGAACUGUGAACGACCUUGCAGCAAAGUGUUCAGAGCAGUCGGAAGAGACGAUGAAGAAGCUGGAGGUCCAGCUUGUGGAUGCCACCCAGAGCCUUCAGGUGCAAAUUGAGGGUCUGGAGACGCGCAUGACCUCGCAGGAGAAUCGGGCUGGCCGGGAGUUCAAACAGCUGCAGCGAAGCCUUGAUUCCGUGCUCCUGCCAGAUGGUUUGAUGUCGAAGCUGGACCAUGCAGUGGCGCAGAU